This is a messenger RNA of Tetrapisispora phaffii CBS 4417, 1050 nucleotides long. RefSeq names its product Sps18p (gene SPS18). Gene Ontology annotation, molecular function: GTPase activator activity. The record is from RefSeq and is a predicted model, not a curated record. The transcript has a single exon. Lineage: Eukaryota; Fungi; Ascomycota; Saccharomycetes; Saccharomycetales; Saccharomycetaceae. Bases 1 to 1050 code for a protein of 349 amino acids. Gene Ontology annotation, biological process: regulation of endocytosis; regulation of ARF protein signal transduction. Gene Ontology annotation, cellular component: Golgi membrane.
AUGUCUGAAUGGAAAGUUGAUCCGGAUAACCGUAGAAGACUAUUGCAACUGCAAAAAAUUGGUGCCAAUAAGAAAUGUGUUGAUUGUAAUGCUCCUAAUCCACAAUGGGCUUCUCCAAAGUUUGGUAUUUUCAUAUGUCUGGAAUGUGCUGGUACUCACAGAAGUUUAGGUGUCCAUAUCUCUUUUGUUAGAUCGAUCACCAUGGAUCAAUUCAAACCAGAAGAGUUGGUUAGAAUGGAAAAAGGUGGCAAUGAACCAUUUAUUGAAUAUAUGAAAAGUCAUGGUAUUGAUUUGACUUUACCUCCGAAAAUCAAGUACGAUAAUCCAAUAGCUCAAGAUUAUAAAGAUAAAUUAACCUGUUUGGUAGAAGGUACAGAAUUUGUUGAGCCAGAACAUCCUGAUUUUGAUGCUUCUACAUUGACAGCAAAUGCAAAUUCUGCUUCAAACGGGAACGGCAAUGCUUCUGAAUCAGAAAAUAUUCCUUUAGAGAACAGAAGAGGUAACACACCAAAACUACCUGCUGAUCAAAAAGAGAAGAAUGAAGCUUAUUUCAAUGAGUUAGGAAAUAAGAAUCAAUCUAAACCAGAUCAUUUACCUCCAUCUCAAGGUGGUAGAUAUCAGGGUUUUGGCAGUGCUCCAGUCAAUAACAACCGUGGCGGUAAUGCGGAUGCUGUCUCUUUUGAAACUCUACAAACUGACCCGUUAGGUACCUUAUCUAAAGGUUGGGGUUUGUUUUCAACAGCUGUUCACAAAUCCUUUGAUGAAGUUACCGAAUCUGUAAUUAAGCCAAGUUACGAACAAUGGCAAUCCGGUGAAAUGGCUGAUGAAACUAAGAGAGCAGCUGCUCAAUUUGGUCAAAAAUUUCAAGAAACUACAAGUUAUGGUUUUUCUGCAUUCUCGAAUUUCGCCAAAACCUUGCAAGAUCAAUAUUCAGAUUCUUUCGUUAAUAUGGACACGACUGAACCUUCAUUUAAUAAUAACGUUCCAGAAAGAAGUAAAUCCCCAGUCAAAAACGUUACGAAGGAUGAAGAAGAUUGGGAACAAUUUUAA